AUGGCUCUCAGCGCGUCUUCUCUUCGAAAGUUUAGCAAAAGUGGUUCUAAACCCCUUCCUCCUGCGGAAUCAGGCUCUCGCGCCCGUCACUCCAUCCCUGGUCCUACUUCUCCGGCCCGUUUCUUCGGUCUCUUUAUGUUCUCUCUCCUUCGCAAACCCAUGUUUGUAGACUCUACUGUGAAGGCGGGCAUCUAUCUCUGCGGUGCUGCUGGGGGCUCGCUGAUUUUCGACUUUUUAAAGAUGCCGCCCUCAUACUUUUCACAGAAGCGCAAUGCUUUCAACCUUCUCUUUGUCAAAUGGGGUUGGGCUUGGACCUUCUGCUGCCUCUCUACAUUCAUUCUCAUAUCUACCUAUAUAUACACUGGUGGAAAUCGCCGGCUUAUUCGUGCUCAUCUUAUGCGUCUCCUUGUCGGUUCAGCCUGUUGGUAUGCUUGUACAGGGGUCUUCAACACCAUCGAGUAUAGUUUCGGGAACUGUUAUUACUCCAAUGGAACGCUUUUUCGCUCCUCCUCAUUUCGGCCAUUUAAUCGUCGCUCCUGUCGACAAGCCAAAGGGUAUUGGCUUGGGUUUGAUAUCUCGGGACACUGCUUUCUUCUCACCAUGUCAAACCUUUGGAUACUUGAGGAGUUAAGGGUGAUGCGAUCUUGGAACGUUCUCGGUGCUCUGCUGAAUGUGAGCACUCAUUCAGAUGACCUGGAUUCUUCUGCUAAUGCUGCGGUUAAGACAGAAGCACCACGGCUGCCAAAUUUGAGUUCGGAUACGGUGCAAGCGAUGCGAUCCGCGUAUGCUCGAUUGACGUUGAACCUCAGAAGUGUCUUCUGUGUCACAGCAUGUCUCUCUUUGCUGUGGGACUUUAUGCUCCUCGUAACCAUUGUCUAUUUUCAUUCGAUGCCGUCCAAACUUUUGGGCGCGUCGGUGGGAAUUUCCUGUUGGUUUGUAUGCUAUCGUGGCAUUUUCCCCAGCUUGCCAGUGGGGAGCCUUGGCGGAUUGGCACCAGGAAUGCCUGGAGAUGGACCGGUUCAUUUUGUCGCAAAGCGUUAG
This is a messenger RNA of Hydatigera taeniaeformis, 1041 nucleotides long. The record is from the annotation of a GenBank genome assembly. NCBI's taxonomy places the organism in Eukaryota, Metazoa, Platyhelminthes, Cestoda, Cyclophyllidea, Taeniidae.